AUGUAAAUGUUCAAAUUAAUACUUCCAUAGAUAUUGAACACUGGAUUUUCUAUCUUAUGCAUAGCUUACUUAUAACUUAAAGGUUAAAUAUUAAAUUUCCUAAUUCCGUAACUAAUAUUUUUAGCUUUUGGAUUGGCAUUUAGUCUCGCUGCAAUUAGAAAAAGAGCCUAAAAUGUCUAAUGUAUGUAUGUUUCAAAAUAAACAAUUAUAGAAAUUGAUCACUCACCAAUCUUUUUUACAAUCUUACUGCUUAUUUAAUUUGCAAGUUUAUUGUAUUUGAGUAGCGAAAAUAUAUCGGAAAAUCUUCUUUGUUUAUUAUUUGGAAAUAUGCUAUCACUUUAAAAAUUAAAAUCGAAUGAAAAAAAUGAAAAAAAUGAAAAAAAACAGUUUCUUAAUAUAAAAAUAAUGGUACAAGCUUUAUCCCUUUUAACCAUUUUUGUAAUUAUUGUUUUAUUUAAAAAUAUAUCUAAUAACUUGGAAUAUAUUAUUAUUGUUUCAAGUCUGAUUAUUAUAGUUUGUUCAUAUGAAUUCGUCUUAAGCCAUUAUAAACAUUAAGUUUAAUAAAUAGAAUAAUCUAAAGUAAUUGUGGCAAGAAGAUAAAGUGUUUUAAAUUAAAUAUAGAUUCCAUUUUAAAAUUUUUAAGGUAUAUGGGAUAGAUUUAAUGAUUAAUAAUAUUUUUUUAUUUCCUACCGCAAUAAUGAAAUAGUUGUAGAAAAGAUGAGUCAAUUUUUAAUUUAAUUUCUAAAAGAGAAAUGUUUAUCAAUUGAAGAUUAUAUGAAAAAGAUUCAAUUAUUCUAAAUUUCUUAUGAAAGUGAACACAUUUUAACUAAUAAUAUGUUUGAAAUAAAGAAUGCAAACCUUUAUUCAUUUAUUAGAGAUUAAAUAAUUGAAGAAAAGUAAAGUGCUGUAAUGUAGAGGAGAAAGUCUUAGAGUAAUAUCAACGAGGAAUUACAACAGUAAAAAUUGAUUUCUCCUUAAUAUGAAUAGAGAUAAAGAUUAUAAUCAGUGUAGAGAAAUGAAAUGGGUAAUACCUUAAAUUUAAAUAAUAGUUCUUUUUAAGUAAAAAUAAUAUGUUUAUUAUAAAGUUCAUGGAUAGAGAGUUUUUAUCUGCAUCUGCAAUAUAAAAGUUUGAUUUGCUCUUUGUAAAACCUUAAGAAAACACCAGUUAAAUGGUUAACAAGAAAUAAUAAUUAUAUGGAUUAAUUUAACAUGAUAAAUUAAUCUAUAAGAAAAUAUAAGUUAGUAGUUAUAAUUAAGGUUUAAUUAUUGAAAUUGAGGAUGAUUCUAUAGAAAAUAUAAAAAUUUAAAUGAAUAAUAUUCAAAAUGGUUACAAAUAAGAAGUCACCUAAAAAGAGAUUUAAAAAUUAUCUUAAAUGUUGAAUGAUGUAUAAUAGAAGUUUAAUAAAAUGCUUAAUAAUCAAAAUAGAGAGAAUAAACUGUUAUGUUAAGCAUAAUUAUAGCUAUAUGUUUUAGAAAUCGAGAUUUAUAAUUUCAUUUAUUUUUUGUCUGAUGGACUUCCUUUUCCAAAACAAGAUUAAGUUAAUAUAAUUACAUUUUUAUAAUCAAUUAAAGCAAAAUUUAUGCAAGAUACUACUGUGCUUGAAAAAAGUAUAGAAUUAAUCAUUUAAAAUGAUUUAAAUAAUUAAUUUAUUACUACUGAUAUCAGAUAUCUUCGAUAAAUUAUUGUUAAUCUAUUAGUCAAUAGUAUUAAAGCACAUCGUAAGCCAGAUAUAUCAAAUACAAUUUAUCUACGUGUUAUUUAAACACUUAAUGAGGAAAUUAAAUUUGAAAUAAAUGAUAAAGCUAGUGGAUUUUCUCAGUCAAUAGAUUUCAAAAGUAAUUGUUCUUAUAUAUGAGGAGGAGUGCGUGAAGGGAAAUUGGGAAUAUUUAUAGUUUAAAAGUUAUUACCAUGUAUUUCUAAGAAUCCUUAAUUAUCUUUUAAGACAGUUCAUUUUGAAAAUAAGUAAGUAGGAUCUUCAAUAAGUUUUGUACUUCCUAGAUAGAUGAAUUUAAUUAAUAAUUCAUUACAUAAUUCUUCAAACAAUAUAUUUUAAUAGGAGAGUUAUAAAUUAGCUUAAAUUAUGUAAUCUCAACUUUUAACUUAAAACUAAGAUUUUAUUUGA
This is a messenger RNA of Paramecium sonneborni, 2123 nucleotides long. Lineage: Eukaryota; Ciliophora; Oligohymenophorea; Peniculida; Parameciidae. The record is from the annotation of a GenBank genome assembly.